AUGGCACAAGCUUCCAUGGAGCUAACCAGAAUGGAGUUUCUGGUUACAGAGGCACCUGCGGCCUUCGGCCUGCGGCUUUUCACUACGGCAUGUCGCGCGUUGAACAUCACCAUGUGGCAGGUGGUGGUAGGUGCCACCCGGCUGACCCAGCUGGGACCUGAGGCCCAGGUGCGCAACAUCAAGCAGCUGCUGGUUCACCAGCACUUCAGUAAUAUCACAGGAUCGGCGUAUGUGCUGCAGGAGGCCCAGGUGCACCUCAUUGAUGCCGGGGUCUGUAACAGCAGCGGCUGGUACAGAGGGGCCAUCCACACCCACAACAUCUGUGCUGGCUAUCCGCAGGGUGGCAUCGACACCUGCCAGGGGGACAGCGGUGGGCCUCUUGUGUGCCAAGACAAGAGCGCUGACUACUUCUGGCUUGUUGGCCUGACCAGCUGGGGGAUGGGCUGUGCGAGAGCAAAGAAGCCCGGAGUCUACACCUCCACCCAGCACUUCUACAACUGGAUCCUGGAACAGAUGGGCCUGCACACAACAGUAGCGACUACUGCAAGGCCGCAGCCAGCCUUCACCUCCACCCCCGUUCACAGGCCAACACCAACAGAAGCAGGAAGGUUUACAUCCUGCCCACUUCCAGUGCAGAAGCUGUGGGAUUUCCUUUCUUGGCUGCAGAAGUUGGUGCAGUUCCUAAUAGGAGAAAAGGUUUGAUCAGCAGGACGGAGAGGAUCCAGGGCUGGCUGCAGCGCACCACCACCAUUUCCCGCUGGGGCAAUGCCUGCUGAUGCAAAGGCAGCCUCAGUGUCAAAGGCCUGCUCUGUCCUGCCCGCGCUCCUCUCAACGGAAGAGCUCAGCUGGCUGAGUCCCUGCAAUAAAGUGUUUCAGUUCUGUGGCUAA
Messenger RNA from Falco peregrinus (peregrine falcon), 888 nucleotides. Its product is annotated as acrosin-like. The coding region runs from base 1 to 702 and encodes 233 amino acids. Gene Ontology annotation, molecular function: serine-type endopeptidase activity. The transcript has 4 exons. Gene Ontology annotation, biological process: acrosome reaction; proteolysis. Lineage: Eukaryota; Metazoa; Chordata; Aves; Falconiformes; Falconidae. The record is from RefSeq and is a predicted model, not a curated record.